GGGCCCUUCAGAGAGCAACAAACACACGGCAGUCACACACGCUGCCUGGCAAUCAGGAGGGAGAAAGGGGCAGUCACACACUCUGGGAGAUACACAAAUACACACAGGCGAGUGGCCAUGCUUGUACUACAGUGCAACCCUAGGUCAUUAAGCUGAGCCCGUACAUUCAGAGCAUCUGUGGCACAGCCCGGACUGACAACUGCACAGGCACACAAACACACACAUCAGCCACAAACAAGGGCUGCAGCGGUAGCAGCUCCGUCUCCCCUCGGAAAGCCUUCCUCUUUGCAAGGCGGUGGGGGUGGAUCGUGAUUGAGAAGCUCUCCUUGGCUCCUGGGAACAACAACAACAACAGAAAAAAAGCAGCAGCAGCAGUCGCUGCCAUGUGAUGGGUCCCUUUGCGGUCCGCUGGGAAUGCUACAAAUAAAGAAGAAGAUCGAGUGAAAGAAGGAGGAAUUGAAAGUGCACGGGAGGUGAUGCUUGCAGAUAAACAGAAUUUUGCAUAUUUCUUCAACCCCUGGGCCCUCGAGUUGACAGCACUGCAGAAACAUUUCUGUAAUAAAUGAUUGCAUAUUGGAACAGCAUAAGGCAAUUUGAGAUUAUCAAAUCUGUGUAUCAACAAAGUCUUCCAUGACCACAAAAUGACCUUCAGACGUGUUUAUCAGCAUGAAGACUGUGUGUCGCAUGACUAACCAUUAUAUAAUUGUUGGAAAAUGUAUAUUAAUAGAGAGAGGAAUCAUUUAAAGGGUGUGAACGGAAUGUCUGUGGAUGAGAAGACUGAAUCCCCCAUGUACGUGUAUGAAUCAACAGUCCAUUGUACUAAUAUUCUUCAGUGCCUCAAUGACCAGUGGAAGCAGGACAUUCUAUGUGAUGUUACAUUAAUAGUUGAAGGGAAAGAGUUUCGAGCCCACCGUGCAGUGCUUGCAGCAUGCAGUGAAUACUUCUUGCAAGUAUUGGUUGGGCAGACUGAACAUGGCUUGGUUGUCAGUUUGCCAGAUGAGGUCACCGCUAGAGGAUUUGGUCCAUUGUUGCAGUUUGCCUACACUGCUAAGCUGUUACUGAGCAAAGAAAAUAUUCAAGAGGUCAUCCACUGUGCUGAAUUUUUACGUAUGCACAACCUGGAAGACUCCUGCUUCCGCUUUCUUCAGACGCAGCUACUAAACAAUGAGGAUGGAUUGUUUCUGUGCAAGAAAGACACCUCACGCCAGCCUAUGCAUAUUGAUACAUUUGAUUGUGAAGAGGAAACAAUGGAAUCUGAAACCUCAAAAAUAUCCUGCCCUAAGGAAAGAAUGCAUCAGGAGUCUUUUAAUUUUAAUGCAGGAGGAAGGGUGGUAGACAGAAAUGAUAUUAUUUUGCCUAAUUGUGAUAUGCAAAAGGACAAAGAGAGUUUAGACAAGGAUCCAGUAAUCCGCUAUCCAAAAUACAAGAAAUACCAGCUUGCUUGUACUAAGAAUGUCGACAAUGCAUCCCACAGUACCUCAGGUUUAACAAGCACAUUUAGUGAACAGAAUUCAGAAACUGGUCUAAAACCAGGAUUCCCCUUAAACCAGAUCAAAAGUGAGCCUCGUGAUGAUGACAAUGAAGAAGAGAGUAUAACUCUUUGCUUGUCCGGUGAUGAAACCGACAUCGGAGACAAAGAUGGGGAUGUUGAGAUGGUCAGGAAACAGCCCAGCCCUGUUUGUAUUGAUAACCCCAAAAGUGUAUCAUCACCUUCCUGUUUAAGAACUUUUUUUAGCAGAACAAAAGGGGCAGAGAUAAUUGAUUUCCCUGCUGCUUCCCAACAGCAUUUUGCUAGAAGUCCUGCAUGCCCUGUAGAAAAGAGGGCAACUCAGGGUGACCAUAAAACUGAAUACAACUCUUUUAUUGGGAAUUUUGAACCUCAUAAGGAUUCCGCUAAUUUCUUAAUAGCAUCCCCUCUCAGGGGGUCUGGUUCAGAACUGGCCUCUAAACAUGAGGUGGAACUAGACAGGAGGAGUGUCAUAUUCUCUUCAAGUGCUUGUGACCAAAUAAGCACUCCGGUGCAAUCAUACUCUGGUGUGAGCUGCUUAGACAAAGAGUUUUCUGAGCAUGUGCCAAAGGGUUUGUGGGCAGGAGGUAGCCAAUCUCUCCCUAGCUCACAUGCCUUUUCCCACAGUGGACUGGUAGCAGAUCCCUUGCCGGGAAGGCUGCGGCCUAACCCUAGUUGCCCUGUGCCAAUUAAAGUUUGCCCCCGUUCACCACCAUUGGAAACCAGAACCAGGACAUCUAGCUCGUGCUCAUCAUAUUCAUAUGCAGAAGAUGGCAGUGGUGGUUCACCUUGUAGCCUUCCUCUCUGUGAAUUUUCAUCAUCUCCCUGUUCCCAGGGUCCAAGAUUUCCAACCAAUGACCAUCAAGAAGUUUGUUCAAUGGCAGACUAUAACCAAGUUAGGCCUCAGAUAAAAUGUGAGCAGUCAUAUGGAACUAAUUCAAGUGAUGAGUCUGGAUCUUUUUCAGAAGCAGACAGCGAGUCGUGUCCUGUACAGGACAGAGGGCACGAGGUCAAACUGCCCUUCCCUAUUGAUCAAAUCACAGAUCUUCCACGCAACGAUUUCCAGAUGAUGAUAAAGAUGCACAAGCUUUCCUCCGAGCAGCUGGAAUUUAUUCAUGACGUGCGUCGCCGAAGCAAAAACAGAAUUGCUGCCCAGCGUUGUCGCAAAAGGAAACUAGACUGCAUUCAGAACUUAGAAUGUGAAAUACACAAACUAGUAUGUGAAAAGGAGAAGUUGCUGACAGAAAGGAACCAACUGAAAGCAUGCAUGGGAGAAUUACUGGACAAUUUCUCUUGUCUUUCCCAGGAAGUUUGUAGGGAUAUCCAAAGCCCUGAGCAGAUACAAGCCCUGCACAGAUAUUGUCCUGUGCUACAGCCCUUGGAUCUACCCACAGCUGCCACUUUCAACUCCUUGCCAGCACGAGGAGAACAAAACCUUGUAACAGCUCAGGAUGUAGGUGAAAACAUGCCAUGCUGCAAUGAGCAAGGGUCAGUACAGCUAGGAGCUCAUUCACUUCCUAAUAACAUCACAGAAAAUUGUAUAGCAAGAAGCGUUCCUGAGGGAUCUGAUCAUGGUACCUACAUGGAGAGGGGGGAGUGCAUGGAACAGAUCAACCAAACAGUGACAGUGGACUUCUGUCAGGAAAUGACUGACAAAUGCACAACAGAUGAACAACCGAGGAAAGAUUUCACCUAGUGACAUUAGAGCUGUGCGGUUUGUAUAAUCUACAAAACGUCUUGUGUCAGCCAUUGGCCACCACUGCCUCCUGGAAACAUUAUUGGUGCACACUACAGCAGUCUUAGCAGCAAUACUGUUUUAUAAAGUAUUUCCCUCCUCUCUGGAUGCAGGAGAUCUCUUCACGAUGGUGCUAUAUACACCUUGCUCAUGCAGGGAACUGAACAGUAGCGUCACUGUCCUCCUUAUCUUUUUAUUUUAUUUCUUAAUAUAUAUUAACUUCAUAUAUUAACAGGGAUGGACCUAACACCUUGGAGGACCCAACAGCAGCUUAUUUUCUCAGUGACCAUGUGUCACAAAACCCUAUCUCAGGAAUUUUCCUCUGAAUGUUCAUUUUGUUUUCAUUGAAAACCGCUAAAACAAAAUUCAACGUUUUAUAGGUAAACUGUAAAUAGGUUAUAUAUCCAUAUGCAAAAAGUAGACUCGCCCCAUGAUUUUCACACCCUAAAACUGGAACGCUCGUGUCUGUAUUGUAAUAGCAAGAUAUAACAUUCCUUUUUUGACACUGAUGCUAUCAGCUACACUUUAUAAGUAUUUUUAAGACCGUUCCUCUGCAUCUUUCUUUUUUUUGUAUUUAAUUAUGAAAAGCAUCAGCAGCUCAUGGUUUCUUCAACUAAGAUAGGGCACGACUUUCCCAUCAUGCACCAUUUCAGUACUGCAAGUUAUUAGCGGGUAUUUUUUUUCUUGCUGAUACUGUACAUUUUUUUGCCAUUCUUGCCACUUGCACUGAGUUUUGCUGUAAUUUAAACAAGGCUUUUUGUGUAUUACCUUGUAUGUAAAAUAAGGAAGACAAAAAAAAGAAAAUUCUCAGGAGAAUAUAACAUAGGAACAUUUCUUGCCAAAUAUUGCAUUCACCAUGUAGUGUUACAUUGGUUUAGAUUUUAUUUUGAUCCAUUCCCCUCAAACUUAAUGCCUGUUCCUAAAAACUGAGCAGUAUUUAAUGUAAUUUAUAUUUUGGGUGGGUGGGGAAAAGUUUGAAUUCAGUGGCAUAGACCAGCUUGCUUUCGAGGGCUGCAAAUACCUGUUCUGAGAUAGCUAUUAUCGAUCUAAGGGUUAAUAUAUGGACUUUAUGUGCAAAUCGAUUAAAGCCCUGACAACCAGUGGAAAUCAGUUACCUCAUAUCAACAAUGCCAAAAGCCUUUUUUUCAUAUUUUUUCUUAUGAUCUUGCUAGACAAUUCCCACAGUAAAGAUAUACAGAUUCUAUUUGGCCAAAAGUAUGUGGACAUCCCUUCCAGUUAUUUUAAUUUGCUAUUAAAGUCACACCCAUCAUUGACGAUAGGUGUUACUACAUCAUUCAAAGACAAUUCUUUGCUUCCCGAUUUGUGGCAUCUGUUUGGAGAAGACCCUUGUGCACAAAGUGCAGUUCAUACUGAUUUGUUUUGCAGAAAUGGAAGAAUUUGUCUAACCUGCACAAAGCACUGACUUCAACCCAACUCAACACCUGUAUGAUGAAUUGUAACACUGAUGUGAGGCCAACCUCUUACAUAUGAAUGGAGGGACAUCCCACCAACUGUGUUUCAACAUCUAGUGGAAAACCUUCUAAGAAGAGCAGAGGGUAAAGGCUAUUUAUAGCAGCAAUGAUAGGACCAAUAUCAUAUAAAUACCCUUGCUUUUGAAAUUAAAUGUGACAGGCAGGUAUCCACUUACUUUUGGCCAUAGAGUGUGUGUGUGUAUUUGUGCGUGUGUUUAGCGUGCGUGUGUAAUCUUUUCUCCUCCAAUGGCAUGUAUUUGCUUUGCAGCUGAGUUCUCAAAACAUUCUCUUGUUGUGCUUUUCCUGUGAAUGCCCCUCAGCAGCACAAGCAAAGAGUGGACUCAAUAGUCUGGCCAAAAAGCUGUAUUGCCCAAAAAAAAGCAUUGUUGGAAAUGCAGGAAUAUUUCUUUGUGCUGUUGUUUGGUAGAAGAAGAAUGAGGAACGCAUUGUUUUUUGUUUUUUUUACAAGUAACUGUGUAAUUGUGAAGCUAGCCUUCAUUGCUCCUAGCUGCAAGAAAACAUGUCAUGACCAAGCAGUACAAAUGCUAACUGAUGCGUUUGCACUGCAGCUUUAAGGCAACCUUUCAGUUUAUUAAGCUUGUUAAUGCGUACCAAUUGGUUUUGGCCAGGUUUUAUUUAAUAACCCUUGAAGAUUUGAAUUAAGAGUAAUCUGAAUGAUAAGCUUUGAACCCUUAAGACAUGGACUCUGCAUGAUUUUGUGCGUAGGCUGCCAUCAAAAUGUUCUAUAUCAUAGAUUGUGAACACCUCAAAAAAAUCCGUGGCAAUCAUUCAUCUAGGCUUCUUGACUUGAAAUGUGCUUGUGGUAAUGAAUGUUUGUCCUGAAAAGGCUUUAAUGUUUUGCUCCAUAAAUGAUAGUAAUUUGUGUUUAAAUACUUUUGCAGUAUUGAUAAGCCCAAUUAUACAAUGUGCCCAUUAUAUAAUUUUGCUCUUAUUGUCCAACAUGUAAUGCCUCUAGCAAAAAUUUCACUAGAACUUUCCAGUACUAGAAUUUCCAGUAACCUGUUGUCUUUCAUAGAAAUUGGUUGCGACCUUGCAUUGAUACUUACUAUAUUAUUGUCCCAUCAGAACAGCCGACCGGUGGAAAUACUGGGCUUGACUAUGUAAAAUCUCGCAGCCUAUUCAAUAGUAUAUUCUAAGAUACAGAGAAACCUUAUGGUUUGAUGAACAAUCAUGAAUGAUGAUCAUACUUAUAAGGAGGCCUUGCUAAGUUUAAAAAAAUAAUUUUUUUACAAUAUUUGCAGUAUUAUUGUUGUGUGAUAGGCUGCCAUAUUAAAGAAAACACUAACAUCAGUCCACUCUUCCCUAGAAUGCCCAUAAUGCUAGCUUGUUUUUUUUAAUCCUCAUAUUUUUAGUUGCCCUUGGUGCCAGAUGUUGUUCUUAGGUGCCAGAUGUUGUUCUACAGCCAUCGAGUUACUGAGCUACAACCCUCAUCAUCCUCAGUCAGUAGGCCAUCUAAUAAUAAACUUUUGCUUAACAGAGUACUUUAGGUCUAGGGCCUGCAGGAUAUAUAUGUGGCAAUUAUCACUGGUAUUAUGUAUCAUUCUGAUUGUGUAUUAGGGAAACUGCUAGUCAUUUUCAGUCCCCUGAAAAUCUACAGGUUAUCUCAUUAUAAUGGUACAUUUAGAUUACUACAGGCCUUGUUUGACUAUGGAUAGUUUUCACCCUUUCAAUGCUUGGCUAUUUAAAAUUAAAGACGAUAAUUAGAAAACAUAAAACUAUGUGGGCUGGUGGUGGUGGUAAUCCCUCUUUGGAUUAGUAUAUACCUUCCACCUUUAUUCUGUGUGUGCUGAUCAUUAAGCCAGACGCACAAAUAUAAAUGGCAGCAUGCCUUAUGUUUAAUAAUAGUUACCAAAUGGCUCUUCCUUUUUGCCAAAUUCACUGCUCCUUUGUACAAAUGCCCAGUGGUAUAUAUGCCUGUAAUUGGUGCUAAAUAAAAACAAAUGCCUACUUUCAUUGUUUUUGUAGUAUGAAGAUAUGGCCUAAUGAUAUAAAAAAAAUAGUUCUUAUGUGUCAAAUACACCAGAAUGCCAACAAUGUACAUAUACCUGUACAUAUGGUGGUUACAGUGCAAGAAUUCAGCAUCUGCCAUAAAUUUCUCUCGCUCUUUCUCUUUACUGUUGCAUUUUCCAAACUUUAUCAGUGCACUUUAUUCCCUUAAUAAUUGAAUGAGCAGAGUUAGCUGUAAAAAUUCAAUGUCAAAACUGGCAGAUGGUAGCUACACUACACUAUAUAAGCCCUAAAAAUGCAAUGAGGCCUAGCUCUACCAAACUUAUUAAACUGCAACUUCCUUACAAAGUAUGAUUGGAAUUGUUAGAGACUAGCAAUAAUAGAAACAGGGAAGUCAUGCACACACUAAGGGGCCUGUUUAUCAAGCUGUGUAAAAUGUUUUAGACCAAAAAACCAUAAAAUAAAAUGUACUAUGUAUCCAGCCAUUUCUUCUCACUCUUGUGCACUGUUAUUUUUCACAGCUGUUUACACUUAUUAGACAGUUUGAUAAAGACACAUUAUGUUACAGUGUCGUGUGGAGUUGUGACAUAUGUUGUAUUCUCUUUUUUACUCGGCUUCAUAAAUAUACCCCUAAGUGUAUCAGAAGUAUAGGCCUAGAACAAAGUUCACAGAAGUUGAAGAAGCUAUUUUUCUUUUUGUUUGACCAUUUGUUGGAACUGUUUAUUCCUUCAUUUACAUAUUUUUUCUUCUGAGUAGACAUUUGUUUAUAUUCACUUUUUGCAAAAUUUGGUGAGAAUACAUAUUGCCAUGUAUAAAUUUUUUCAGUUGCAUGCACAUUGUUUUAAGCCUGUUGCUUUUUUACAAAAAUGUGUACUUUCACACUAUACCUUCAGCAAGUUUGCCAAAACCUGAAAAUAUUGAUUUGAAAAGAAAAAAAAUCUUCUGUAACAUAUAUAUAUAUUCUAUAGUUUUGCACAAAUCUGUGUCUUAAGUUUGACUGCAUUGCA
Messenger RNA from Xenopus tropicalis (tropical clawed frog), 7689 nucleotides. RefSeq names its product BTB domain and CNC homolog 2 (gene bach2). Gene Ontology annotation, molecular function: DNA-binding transcription factor activity; sequence-specific DNA binding; DNA binding. Gene Ontology annotation, biological process: regulation of DNA-templated transcription. Lineage: Eukaryota; Metazoa; Chordata; Amphibia; Anura; Pipidae. The record is from RefSeq and is a predicted model, not a curated record. Bases 714 to 3203 code for a protein of 829 amino acids. The transcript is spliced from 7 exons. Gene Ontology annotation, cellular component: nucleus.